AUGCGGUGGGGCGUGUCCCCCGUCCCUCCUCGCCCGUCUCCCGCGCCCCGCGCUCAAAACGGGCGCCCUACGGCCGUCUGCGCGGGCGCCUUCCUCCUCCUCUUCCUCCACCUCCUCGCCGCCCUCGACCUCGCCGUCCCGCCGUCCGACCUCCUCCCCGACACCCUCAACACGCCCAUGGCGUCCCAAAGGACGCCUCGGCCCUUCAAUUCGUAUCCCGCGCCACGGUUCAAGACCGCGGCGCCGUCGUCUGCUGGUGAGCCCCCAGCCCCGUCCCUCGUGCGCCCUGUCCCCGUCCCUCCUCCCACAGCACGCCCGCACGCCCCGACCGCGUACAAGACGUGGGGGGCGUGUCCCCCGUCCUUCCUCGCUCUUCGCCCUCGCCCCGCGCUCAAAACGGGCGGCCGUAUGGCCGUCCCGCGCGCGCGCUGCCCACCGUCCUCCUCCACCAUCUCCCGCCCUCCGCCUUCUCCGUCCCGCCGUCUGACCACCUCCCCGACACCCUCAAUCGCCGAGGACGUCCCAAUGGACGUCCUCGGCCCUUCGAUUCGUAUCCCCGGCGACCGGUCGUCUCACGCGCGCCCACACGCCCCGGCCGCUUACAAGACGCAGCGGGGCGUGUCCCCCGUCCCUCCUCGCCCUCUCCCGCGCCCCGCGCUCAAAACGGGCGGCCCUACGGCCGUCCGCGCGGGCGCCUUCCUCCUCCUCUUCCUCCACCUCCUCGCCGCCCUCGACUUCCCCGUUCCGCCGUCGACCACCUCCCCGACACCCUCAACACGCCGAGGACGUCCCAUGGACGUCCUUGGCCCUUCAAUUCGUAUCCCGGCGCCUCGGUUCAAGACCGCGGCGCCCGUCGUUCGCUGGUGA
Epithele typhae is the source of this 867-nucleotide messenger RNA. RefSeq lists its product as uncharacterized. The record is from RefSeq and is a predicted model, not a curated record. NCBI's taxonomy places the organism in Eukaryota, Fungi, Basidiomycota, Agaricomycetes, Polyporales, Epitheliaceae. The transcript is spliced from 2 exons. The coding region runs from base 1 to 867 and encodes 288 amino acids.